Symbiodinium necroappetens is the source of this 240-nucleotide messenger RNA. The record is from the annotation of a GenBank genome assembly. Lineage: Eukaryota; Dinophyceae; Suessiales; Symbiodiniaceae.
AUGAUGCACUUCGGAGUCUUCGAGAGGCCGCAGUCUCGACAGUGGACGUCUGCAACCAAGAUCAAUGCGGUGGAGUGGCCAUCGGACUUGCGCAAAGUUGAUGAGAAGGCUUGCCAAAUCACUCUGCGCAAGAUGGAGGGUGGUAUCCAUGGUCUGGACUUCUCCGUGACGGCCCACACGGAAGUUGAUGGCAACGAGACCAUUCACGAGCCAGACAUCGGAGGCUGCCAAUGCAUGUGA